AUGUGUUCUACGAACUCUCUUGAGGGGAUCCAUGAGGAGGAGCGACCGGGCGACGCCGCGUUGCUGUGGCCUGAGGGGAUGCAGCGGCAGGCGAGAGGAGAGUGUGGGCCGUCACUUCUGCCUGUUGGAGCGGCUCCAGAUGGGACGAACUACGCUCCGUACGUGGUGCAGUCAACGAGCACGUGCGCCGUGCCAUUUUCGGAGAUGUUGGAGUCUGCGCUUCACUCUUCUGUAGAGGCGUUGGCCACCCGUGCGGCGGAAGACGAGAGCGCUCUCAUCAAUGCGUGCGCACCUCCUUCCUCUUGGUGA
This is a messenger RNA of Trypanosoma cruzi, 309 nucleotides long. RefSeq lists its product as uncharacterized. The transcript has a single exon. Bases 1 to 309 code for a protein of 102 amino acids. NCBI's taxonomy places the organism in Eukaryota, Euglenozoa, Kinetoplastea, Trypanosomatida, Trypanosomatidae. The record is from RefSeq and is a predicted model, not a curated record.